UGUAUCAGACAUCGAAAUACGGCGAUUCUUCCAUGAUGUUGCUGCGUUUGGUUUUCAUGCAAGUCCUUGUCUACAAAACUCUUGUGUCAGCGUUACCUGUGGCCACACACUGGGACGACGUGAUUAGACAACGUCGUCACGCCGCCAACUGUCAACCACCUCAAGAUAUCAACCAAUUCUUCCAAAGUCUCAACAAGAACGCCGACACGUCGCUCUACUUCCGCCAUGUCCGAGAAGGCAUAAGGCCGUACCUCCACACAGAACUGAACACGGACCAGGUAUUCGACAGCGAGAACUACUACAGAGGUACCACCUGUCCCAGCAGCGUCAGUGACGACCCACAGGACCCUCUGUGGAUGAGGUCCCUCUGUCCCUGGUACUACAACGUCACCCGUCUUACCGCCGGUCACUACCCAAGUGCCAUCCCCCAGGCCGUGUGUAAGUGUGACAAAUGCGUUGACAAUAACCAAAAGCAGUGCGAGAGAGUUUCCACUCAAAUCCGAGUUUUAGAAGAAAUUGGCUGUGAAAAUGGAUUUUACAAAUACAAACCUAAAACUAUCGCUCAGUAUGUUGGAUGCACGUGCGCUAACCGUCGCAUAGCGACGUUAAAUCUUAGUCAGUCUAGUUCAAGCGGCAUUUCCCGUACCCUGAUGUGUGGCGACUAUCCAUGCACACAGUAAAUAUAUAGGCAAACCCAUUCCACGUGACUAUGUUAUUAGCAUACAUGUAAACGUUCCAACCAUGAUACUCAUUCAAGUGUUUGGAAACAUCGAUUAAGUCAGUUAUUGACUGGUAUUUAUUUGUACAGCGUCGUCUAAAGGUUUACGUUGACAAUGGACAAAUGUUGCAGACCUUGUGUUCGUCGUCGACUGAGUACUUCACUUUUGUGUUCCAUAGCCUUCUAUGGAGUUGGAUGUGAUAAUGUUAUCCCCUGUAGGCAUUAUACGUUUUGUAUUUUACUCUGAAGGACAUGUUUGUCGGUCGUGUCGUGCAAUUCCCACAUCUAUCGUGCCGCAUUGAAUUAACUCAGGAUCCGUGAAGAUCCGGGGUAGAAUAGGUCUUCAGCAACCCAUGCUUGCCGUGAAAGGCGACUAUGCUUGUCGUAAGAGGCGACUAAGGGGAUCGGGUGGUCAGGCUCGCUGACUUGGUUGAUGCAGGUUAAGCCACAACAAACAAAACAAAACGAAUUACUUCAGAGAGUAGGCACCUUUUGCCCGCCGUGAGUGAGUUUCAAUGUA
Molecule: messenger RNA, 1238 nt
Organism: Haliotis rufescens (red abalone)
Lineage: Eukaryota; Metazoa; Mollusca; Gastropoda; Lepetellida; Haliotidae
Product: interleukin 17-like protein
Exons: 1
Coding region: 33-680 (215 amino acids)
Cellular component (GO): extracellular region
Molecular function (GO): cytokine activity
Source: RefSeq, a predicted model, not a curated record